CCCCAGGCAUCGCGGUCCGGGCCCCAGGCAGGCACCGCGUCAUCGGGCAAGGCAGGCGACGGGCACCGGGCCACCAGGCAUGACAGUGGGCCCCCGAGUCAACGGGCAUCGGGCCCCCACGGGGCACUGGGUCAGACAUCGGGGAUCAUCUGGAGGCGACAGCGGGCAUCGGGUCACCAGGCAUCAGGUCAUUUGGCUCGCCAGCGGGCACCGCGUCAUCUAGGGCAAGGCAGUGGGCACCGAGUCACCAGGCAUGACAGUGGGUUCUGAGUCAACUGGCAUUGGAUCGUCUGGUUCGACAGCGGGCAUCGGGUCACCAGGCAUCAGGUCAUUUGGCUCGACAGCGGGGCACCGCGUCAUCUGGCAAGGCAGUGGGCACCGAGUCACCAGGCGAGACAGUGGGCUCUGA
This is a messenger RNA of Staurois parvus, 409 nucleotides long. Lineage: Eukaryota; Metazoa; Chordata; Amphibia; Anura; Ranidae. The record is from the annotation of a GenBank genome assembly.